Cantharellus anzutake is the source of this 1307-nucleotide messenger RNA. RefSeq lists its product as uncharacterized. The record is from RefSeq and is a predicted model, not a curated record. Lineage: Eukaryota; Fungi; Basidiomycota; Agaricomycetes; Cantharellales; Hydnaceae. Bases 174 to 1283 code for a protein of 369 amino acids. The transcript has 16 exons.
UGCCCUGAUGCGAUGAAUUACUAAUAUACGAUCCAAUGUAGGGUGGACAGCGCUCUCCAGCUGCGGACAACUCCUGUAGCUCCGACGUGAGAGCUACGAGUUUCCUUGGAUGCAACGUUAUAUAAUGGACCUGAUCAAGCUUUGGGUCCUCCCCGAACCUCGUCUCUCACGGGAUGGAUAGCACACACCGACCAUCGCCAGAGGUCCUAAGUAUUCUCCAGACAUGGAUUGCAUUCUCUGUAUUAGGCUCCGCACUUUCAGCAACGCUCUUUGGCAUUAUCACGGUCCAAACCUUUUUCUACUACAAACGCUUUCCAACCGAUCAUGUUUUCUUGAAGAUCACGUUUCUGAUUUUGCUAUCACUUCAAAUCUUGUUGACGGCAAUCGAUAUUUAUGCUUUCGCAAUGUCUCUCGGUUCGGCAGCUGGUAGAAAAUUGAUCUGCAUAGGGCUCAAAUAUUACCGCAAUUUACGAACGUAUGCGCAGCCCUUCUGGAAUCUCGCUGUUACAUGUUUGAUUUACACCUUUUUACCCAAGCUGCUAGCAGGUAUUGUGUCGCAAUCACUCUUCGUCUAUACCACCUUCCGUCGUCAGUGGCCAGCACUCCUGAUAUCAUUCGAGGCUGGUUGGGGGCUUUGUACAUUACAGCGUACAUAUCAAAACCCCAAUCCACUCUACGCCGCACGAUUGUGGCCCAGUCGUAUAUUCGGUCCCCUGAACGCUUGCUGUGAUAUUGUUGUUGCUGGUGCUCUUGCUUGGGGUAUCCAUCGACGAAAGAACGGAGCCGUGAGCGAUAACGUUUUGAGAGACAUCAUGCUGUACAUUGCUUGUACAGGUUUAUCAACUGCGUCAGUGUCAAUUGUGCUAGCUGCGGGUGUUGUAGUCGCUUCCCCAAGGGUCAUCCCAUUCAUUGGGCCAAGUGUUGGUGCUGUCUCAAUCAUUGGAUUUCUUUCAAACCUUCACUCCCGUUCACUUCUGUAUGAUGCCAGGACUCAAAGAGGCGGGAUAAGUUUUCUUAUUUCUGUCAUGCGUGACGUGCAGCAAGCGUCUGAUCGUGAAGGCCAACAUGAAGUUGCGCUGUGGUCAAGAGUUUCAAAGUUCGAUAAUGAAUACAACGUAGAGGAAUCAAAAACAUACGAUGAUAACCCAGCUUUCGAACGACAACCCACAUGUACUAGGAGGCUAAUCUCAAUGCCUAAACGCGAGAAUUCUCACGUGUCCGGGAUCGAAGAAGAGAUCGUGGAGGUUGAUCCUCAGCUUGGGUGUGAAAGGACGACUAGAUAACGUUGGUGGUGAUGCCGAGCUUCC